Molecule: messenger RNA, 1362 nt
Organism: Penicillium pulvis
Lineage: Eukaryota; Fungi; Ascomycota; Eurotiomycetes; Eurotiales; Aspergillaceae
Product: gamma-tubulin mipA
Exons: 8
Coding region: 1-1362 (453 amino acids)
Biological process (GO): meiotic spindle organization; mitotic cell cycle; mitotic spindle organization
Cellular component (GO): nucleus; spindle; cytoplasm
Molecular function (GO): structural constituent of cytoskeleton; GTP binding
Source: RefSeq, a predicted model, not a curated record
AUGCCUAGGGAAAUUAUCACGAUCCAAGCCGGCCAGUGCGGCAACAACGUCGGUAGCCAGUUCUGGCAGCAACUGUGCCUGGAGCACGGAAUUAGCCAGGAUGGUAAUUUGGAGGAGUUUGCGACUGAAGGCGGAGACCGCAAGGACGUGUUUUUCUACCAGAGUGACGACACCAGAUACAUUCCCCGCGCGAUCCUUCUCGAUUUAGAGCCUCGGGUUCUGCACAGCAUCCAAUCGGGCCCCUACAAGAACAUCUACAAUCCCGAGAAUUUCUUUAUGGGAGAAAAUGGAGUUGGAGCUGGUAAUAAUUGGGGUGCUGGUUACGCCGCAGGCGAGGGUGUGCAGGAGGAAAUCUUCGACAUGAUUGAUCGAGAGGCAGAUGGAAGUGACUCUCUAGAGGGCUUCAUGAUGUUACACUCGAUUGCAGGAGGUACAGGCUCCGGUCUAGGAAGUUUCCUCCUGGAGCGCAUGAAUGAUCGCUUCCCCAAAAAGCUGAUUCAGACAUACUCCGUCUUCUCGGAUUCCAAUGAUGUGGUUGUCAAUCCCUACAACAGUCUGCUCACUCUGCGCCGAUUGACUCAAGAUGCUGACUCUGUGGUUGUCCUGGAUAAUCUCGCAUUGGCGAGCAUUGUUGCCGACCGGUUGCAUGUGCAAAAACCCAAUUUCGAUCAAACUAAUCAGCUUGUGUCAACGGUCAUGUCGGCAUCUACAACUCCUCUACGGUACCCAGGCUACAUGCACAAUGACCUCGCAGGAAUCAUCGCCUCGCUAAUCCCGACACCGCGCACCCACUUCCUGGUCACCUCAUACACACCGUUUACAGGUGACAACAUCGAACAGGCCAAGACUGUCCGCAAGACCACCGUUCUAGAUGUGAUGCGCCGUUUGCUCCAACCAAAAAAUCGCAUGGUCUCCAUCAACCCAAGCAAAACCAGCUGCUAUAUGAGUAUUCUCAACAUCAUCCAGGGUGAGGCCGAUCCCACAGACGUGCACAAGUCCCUCUUGCGUAUUCGUGAACGUCGCCUGGCAUCAUUUAUUCCCUGGGGUCCUGCUAGCAUCCAAGUCGCGCUCACCAAGAAAUCGCCAUAUUUACAACACACGAACCGAGUCAGCGGUCUGAUGUUAGCUAACCACACCUCUGUGGCAACUCUGUUCAAGCGAAUCAUUCAGCAAUACGACCCCCUGCGCAAACGCAAUGCAUUCAUUCAACAGUAUGAGAAAUCUGCGCCCUUCGCCGACGGACUGGGCGAGUUCGACGAAGCCCGAGCGGUGGUAAUGGAUCUCAUCCACGAGUACGAGGCCGCCGAACGCGAGGACUAUCUAGACCCAGUUGCAGGCAAAGAGACCCAUCCCGGAGCAUGA